Molecule: messenger RNA, 3772 nt
Organism: Heterocephalus glaber (naked mole-rat)
Lineage: Eukaryota; Metazoa; Chordata; Mammalia; Rodentia; Bathyergidae
Gene: Znf772
Product: zinc finger protein 772
Biological process (GO): regulation of cytokine production; regulation of immune system process; negative regulation of transcription by RNA polymerase II
Cellular component (GO): nucleoplasm; nucleus
Molecular function (GO): RNA polymerase II cis-regulatory region sequence-specific DNA binding; DNA-binding transcription repressor activity, RNA polymerase II-specific
Source: RefSeq, a predicted model, not a curated record
CACCGGAACGCAGCGCCAGAACUCUAGUGACGAAAAGGGGAAAACAAAAACGGAAAACGCGAGAGGAGGCGUUGUCGUCCAGAGGCGGGCCUGAGACUCCACAGUGGCACCGACCGUGCGACCUGGUCUUGGGCUGGGCUGGGCUGGGCUGGGCUGUGGGACUGGAACCCCGGUCCCCGCACCUGUCGCUCUCCCUUCUUGGUCCUCAGAACUGAUGGCGAUGGCCGCAGUAAUGGACACCGCGCAGGUGGGUCCGUCCCUGGGUCCUAGUCCGGACACCUAGGUCUGGCGCAGUGGAGGCUCUUGUGGUUGAGUCCUUUUCUGACAGCCAUUUAUGUAGGUGGCGGAAGGACAUCACAGGAACCGGGUCCGCAUGUGCAAAAGCGCCAGGUUCCGGUGAACUCAGAAGUAGUUAUGGUACCUAAACAGAGAAAUCCUCAGCUCAGGUUCCUGAGUCCAGGCUAGGGGUGAUAUGGAGAAGCUCCCAUUUCUGCCAAACAUUGGAAUAAGGUUGAAAAGUUGUUCUAGGUACAUGAGGCAACAUGAGCAAAUACUUGAGGGGCAGGUGAACUUUGAGGACGUGUUCGUGUUCUUCUCCCAGGAGGAGUGGGAACUCCUUGAUGAGGCUCAGAGGUUCCUGUACCAGGAUGUGAUGCUGGAGAACUUUGCUCUUAUGGCCUCACUGGGAUAUACAUCUUUUGUGUUCCAUGUAGUUGCUUCCCUGGAUUUGGGCAGUAGGCCCUGGAUACUUGCCUGGGUGCAUAUGACUCCAGUCAUUGCUGGAGAGACUCUAGCUGGGUGUGGUUAUUGGCAUGGAGUGGAGGAUGAGGAGAUACCUUGUGAGCAGAGCACUUCUAUAGGAGUGUCACAGAUCAGAAGUCCUAGGGGAAGCCCUUCUACCCAGAAGGCUCACUCCUGCAAGAUGUAUAGCCUGGUACUGAAAGACAUUUUACACUUGGCUGAACACGAGGAACCACACACUGGGCAGAUACCAUACACAGGUGUAGUAUGUGGGAAACAGUUCCAGUUCAGUGCAAACCUUCACCAGCACCAGAAACAACAUGGUGAAGAGAAAUCCUUUAGGAAGGAGGAAGGAAAGACUUUUCUUCAGAACAGCUGUCCUGUACAGCCCUCACCAAUGCCUUUUACAACAGGAGAGAGCUGUAAGGACUCAGCAAGCAGCUUGAGCAUUUUCCAGCACCAGGUCCCUCACAAUGAGUGGAACCCACAUGACAGCAGCAUAAGGGAAGAUGCCUCUCACAGUGGCCGAAGGCAGUACAAGUGCAGUGAAUGUGGGAAAGCAUUCAGCCGCAAAGACUCACUUGUUCAGCACCAGAGAGUCCACACUGGAGAAAGGCCUUAUGAGUGUGGUGAAUGUGGGAAAACCUUCAGCCGCAAACCUAUACUUGCUCAGCACCAGAGGAUCCACACUGGUGAAAUGCCUUAUGAGUGUGGCAUUUGUGGAAAGGUUUUUAAUCAUAGUUCUAACCUUAUUGUACAUCAGAGAGUCCACACUGGAGCAAGGCCGUAUAAAUGCAGUGAGUGUGGGAAAGCCUACAGCCACAAAUCCACACUUGUUCAACAUGAGAGUGUACACACUGGAGAAAAGCCUUAUGAGUGCAGUGAAUGUGGGAAAUAUUUUGGUCACAAAUACAGACUCAUUAAACAUUGGAGUGUUCACACUGGAGCAAGACCUUAUGAGUGCAUUGCAUGUGGGAAGUUCUUCAGCCAAAGCUCUGAUCUUAUUGCACACCAAAGGGUUCACAAUGGUGAGAAGCCAUAUGUGUGCAGCGAAUGUGGAAAAGCCUUUAGCCACAAGCAUGUACUUGUUCAGCACCACAGGAUUCACACUGGAGAAAGACCAUAUAAGUGCAGUGAAUGUGGGAAAGCCUUCAGACAAAGGGCUUCUCUCAUCCGGCACUGGAAAGUUCACACUGCAGAAAGACCUUAGUUGGUAGGAACUACACCAUCUUGUUCACCAUAAUGACUCACACCAGAGUAAAGUUCAGUAGUCUUGUGCACAGCUAUCAGCCAGAAAUGGAGCAUCACACAUCUGAACACCCGCACUGAAGAAAUCUUGAGUGCCAGCUGUAGGGGAAGCUUCCUGGAGCUGUGUUGUAUUUUCUAACCUAGAACCCUUGCCAAAAUUCUAUAACUGCCAUUGCCUCUGACAGAAGUCACCUUUGCACUAGCAGAGUCCUGCCUUGUGCAUAUUGGUGUGCUUUGAAAGGCAUGCUUCUGUGUGCCUCUCUUCCUUGAAGGAAAUCAGGAGUCCGAGCCCAUCAAGUACUUUCAUUCUUUUUUACCCCAUCCAAGUUGGCUUAAGCAUAGAUAUGACUCAGUUUUGGCCAAGAGGAUUCUGUGUCUGCCCGUUUCCCUUCUACAGGGACAUUGCUGAUCUCUAGCACUCAUGAUAGGAUGUCUAGGCUCCUCAGCACCUAAUCUAAAACAGCCUGCCUCAUCUUGUUCUGGUGUUGUGAUGAAUGCCUUAAUUUUUAUACUCCUUGUAACUAUGAUAUUCUUCUAUCUAUGUGGGUUGGAAUGGAGACAGUUGGGUUCCACGAACGUGAAGGGAUAAACUUUGUAAGACCUCAAGCUGUGUGUGUCUCUCAGAGGUGAUAGGAUGACAAAGAAUAGCUCUCAUCCAGUGUCAGCCCAACAUACAUUGCUGCAUAAGUGCUUCUAAGGAGAAAUACUGAUUGUUACGGGGCCAGUCUUGCCAUCUAUAUGACAAAAUCAUGUGUGAUCAAGGUCACCCUGAUCAGUGGGCAUUUGUUGUGACAAUCUAAUGUGUCCAGGGAGAGACUGAAUUGAGUUCCUUACUUUCAGAGAGUAUUUCAUAUUUCCCAGCUCUUGAGAAGAACAUGACCCUUUGGAAUCUGAAGUCUGUCAUUUGGUAGGCAAAUAUCCUUGGACCAGGUCAAAAUCAUAAUCAGUACAGGGAUACUGACUGAUAGGGAGUUGGAGACUGUAGCAAUCUACAAAGAACCUGACCCUCCUAAGAGAGUGCACAGUAGCUGGGCAUGAUGAGAUACCCCUGUAGUUCAGUUACUCAGGAGGCUAAAACAGAAAGAUCUCUUGAGCCUAGGAGUUCCAUACAGCCUGGGCAACAUAGCUAGACCUUGCCUCAAUAAAUAAAAAUAUAUCAACAUGUGUUCCCUCCCUAUGACUUUAUUUUGAGGAUUUACAGAAAAUCUAAGGACUUGCAGACCUGUGUCACUUUUCUACAACAAACUGCACAUAUUAGUAGUGUGUAGCUUCAUAACUUUUGGUGCACAUUUUGCACUAGUGAAUCCAAAAGUUACCUGAUUCCCUUUAUAAAGUCUGUCACCAGGCAACCACUAAUUUGCUGCCACUGGGUUUUAUAAAUAGGGAAUAAUGAAAUAUACACUCAAAGGUAAUUGGUUUCUUUAAUUCUUCAUAAUCACUUUGACUCAUUCAUGUUGUUCUGUGUCUCGUUAAUUUGCUCUUCUGUUAGUAUUUCACUAAGGAUAAUUAAUUCCUAAACAAAUGAUCUAGAGACAACUCACAGAGGAACCAAGUCACAGUCUCUGCUGUAGCUUAACCAAGACCUGCUACACAGCAUUUCUGAUACCUUCUGUAGGUCACAUGGACUCAUUCUGGUAAAGGGUGGAAGGGAACUGCACGAAGGUGAUUUUACAAGAUAGAAACUUAUGGGGGCUUCUUCUUAAGAUACUGGUGACCAUAAUACUGUAUGUGUUUUUCUUUACUGUUUUAGUGGCAAAUUAAAUUGACUGAUUUUCCAGUGUUA